This is a messenger RNA of Mangifera indica (mango), 1990 nucleotides long. RefSeq names its product pectinesterase. The record is from RefSeq and is a predicted model, not a curated record. The coding region runs from base 46 to 1653 and encodes 535 amino acids. The transcript has 3 exons. Gene Ontology annotation, molecular function: pectinesterase inhibitor activity; pectinesterase activity. Lineage: Eukaryota; Viridiplantae; Streptophyta; Magnoliopsida; Sapindales; Anacardiaceae. Gene Ontology annotation, biological process: cell wall modification.
CAUUUCUCCAAUGUGGCUGUGAGAUUUGUGAACGGAUGGUUUAACAUGGGAAAAAUGCUAAAGUCUACAAUGUUUUGGCUUGUGGGAUUAUUUGUGCUUUGGGGAGCCACCAUUGCACCGGCUGCCAUUGAUGGAUUUCAACAACAAAUCCUGAAAGCGUGCAACUUCACUAGAUAUCCUUCCCUUUGUGUUCAAACCAUGAUGAAAUUUGAGAGCACUGGGCAUGAUGAUAAGCAUGUUCAUAUUAUACCUGCUCUUGUUAACAUGACCAUUUCCGAAACCAAAUUGCCUACUUCAUACCCCGCCGAAUUUUCCUCCCAGUUUCCCGAGCUCCAGGAAUCUCAAAGUGUUCGUGCUGUCACAGAUUAUUGUGAAGAGCUCAUGAGUAUGUCUUUGAAACGAUUGGAGAAAUCAGUAUUAGCUCUGAAAGAAUCUCCGAAGAAAAACAAACAUGACAUUCAAACAUGGCUGAGCGCCGCCGUGACUUUCCAGCAAACUUGUAAAGACUCGGUGGAGGGCCUCAAGCUGUCCGGCGAGCUUAAUGAAAAGAUAUCUCAAAAAAUGGAUUAUCUGUCUCAACUGGGGAGUAAUCCUCUGGCCCUUACCAACAGGAUUACUGGGAAUUCAAGGCAAAAAAAUACCGAUCGCCUUCUGAAUGAGGAACAAAUUUUUCCCAACUGGGUAUCCUCUAAAGAUCGGAAACUGCUUCAGGCUCCGGCCAUAAAGGCAAAUGCGGUUGUGGCAAAAGAUGGAACGGGCAACUAUAGAACCGUAGCAGAAGCCAUUAAUGCUGCUUCUGGAAAUCGAUUUGUGAUUUACGUGAAGGCAGGAGUUUAUAAGGAGAAAAUUCACACGAAAAAGAAUGGUAUUACGUUGAUUGGAGAUGGAAAAUAUUCCACUAUUAUUACUGGCAGCAGUAGUGUAGCUGGAGGCUCUUCCAUGCCUGGUUCCGCAACAUUCACAAUCACUGGUGAUGGAUUCAUUGCACGCGAUAUCGGCUUCCAAAACACGGCAGGCCCCGAAGGAAAACAAGCUUUAGCUCUUUACGUCGCCUCCGAUCAUUCAGUCUUUUACAGGUGCAGCAUUGUGGGUUACCAGGACAGUUUAUACGCACUUGCACUUCGUCAAUUCUAUCGCGAUACCGAUAUCCACGGCACUGUAGACUUCAUAUUCGGAAACGCUGCAGCAGUCUUCCAGAACUGUUACAUUGUCCUUCGCCGUCCGAGAGGAGCAUAUAAUGUAAUUCUUGCACAAGGAAGAACCGACCCUGGACAAAACACCGGCUUCUGUUUACAGAAUUGUAAAAUUGCAGUUGGCGAGGAUUUUUCCCAAGUGAAGCAUAACCAUAACUCGUAUUUGGGAAGGCCCUGGAAACGAUAUUCAAGGUCAGUUGUGAUGCAAUCGAAUCUGGACGAAGCGAUCUCACCGAGAGGCUGGAUUGAGUGGCCUGGAGAAGGAGGUUAUGGGAAAACUGUUUACUAUGCGGAGUUCUCUAAUGUAGGCCCUGGAGCUUCAACUUCCCAGAGAGUUAGUUGGCCUGGUUUUCAUGUUAUUGGAGCUGAUGAAGCUGUAAAAUUCACUGUUGGAGAAUUCAUUAAGGGAUCAACAUGGCUGCCUUCUACCGGAGUAACUUUCAUCUCCGGCUUGCGGUGAUUUAAUAUAGUUGAAGUUGAAUCCAAGUAAAUAAAUAAUCAGGUAGAAAUGCCAGACCAAAAAAAAAAAAAUUUAAAUUUUAAAAAGAAUCAUACUAUAUGUAUAACUUUGUGUAUAAAUAACGAUAUAUCACUAUUUAAUUAGAUAAUUAAAAAUUAAAAAUAAAUUAAUAUCCAAUCAUAUGAUAAUAUAUUAUCAUUUAUAUAUAAAAUUGUGCAUAUAAUUUUAUUGUUUUAAAAGUAUUGGAAUACGUUUAUGGACGUGUGUAAUGCCGGUGUCUCUCUGUAUAAUUCAUAAUUUAAUCAAUUGAAUAAUUGAGAAGAUUCUCCCCUUAUUA